Messenger RNA from Schistosoma turkestanicum, 796 nucleotides. Lineage: Eukaryota; Metazoa; Platyhelminthes; Trematoda; Strigeidida; Schistosomatidae. The record is from the annotation of a GenBank genome assembly.
AUGGAAACAUCCGUUGAUAUUGGCUUAAUUACUGAAUUUACAAACCCAAUAAAAUUAUUUUCUUGUUCGCCAAGAUAUCUUAUUCUAGUAUUCACUAAUAAAACAUAUUCACCGAAAUGUCAUUCACCUACUCAUGAAGUACGCUUAGAAGCUGAACGAAUUGUCAACCAAGCUUGUAAUACUCUACCUAAUGGAGAUAAUCCUAUGGAAGCAUUAAUUUUAAAUCCAAGAAUCACUAUAAAUAUACCGGAAAAUAUGUCAAUCUAUGAAAAUCUUAUUGAUUUAUCUGUAGAUGAAUCAGAAAUUGUACGUUUAGAACGUCAACGAAUUGCAGCUCAACGUAAACGAUUCAUUGAAGCAAAUGAGAAACAAAAUGCCAAAGUUAAUGAACCUGAACCUGAUCUAUUAGAAUUUUUCAAUCCAAAUCGUCAUGUCUAUCAAUCAGUUAAUCUGGAAUGGAAAGGUAUACGAAAUUUAUUGCCAACUUUACAACAUGCUUCAGAAGAUUUAGUCAAUGUAUUUCAACAGAAACUUCUCUGUGAUUACUAUUCGUAUUUUUGAUCAAACGAUCGAUCAUAACAACUGUUAUUGUUGUUGCUGUUGGUUUAUGUUUUUCCGCGGGGGACAUUGAGUGAGGCUGCGGCGCGGGGCAAGGGCGGUGCGGUGCGGUAAUGAUCAAUUUUGGCAUCCAUUCAUGUUACACCUUGAUUGAUGAUUGUACAGCGCUUUUUUUUGUUAACUUUGUUUUUCUACACAUAUUGAAAUAAAAUAAUUUUUGCGGUACACUGUGAUAAAA